AUGAACCGUGUGGGCAUUUUUUGGGAUUACGAGAAUUGUGCUCCCCCUAGUGGGACCCCUGGCUAUGUUGUCGCUGAGCGCGUUAGAGCCACGUGUGGUGUAUAUGGAAGUGUGACGCAGUUCAGGGCCUAUUUGGAGCUCUCGGCGCCACCUCCAGCUGGGUCAUCACAACUUGCUAAUACGGAAUUGAAUCCCAAUGGUCCCUGCCCUCCUACAUCACCCAAAACCCUUUCUCUCCGUUCUGAACUUCAAUCUUCCGGUGUGUCUUUAAUCGAUUGCCCACACAAUAGUCGAAAGAAUGUCGCCGACUCGAUGCUCGCCUGCGACCUCGUGUGCUUUGCACUGGAUAACCCAACUUCCCAAAUACCCUACGCGAACCACUUGCCUGUGUCUUCUUACAGUAUACCCAACACGCCAUUCUCAGCUAUUUGCCCAACCUCUAUCCCAACGUCGAAGACUACUAUUGUACUCAUUUCCGGGGAUCGUGAUUUCGCCUACCCCCUUGCAGUUUUAAAGGCUCGCAAGUACGAAGUUGGUUUGAUUGUACCUCCAGGCGGAGCACAUCCUGCAUUACGCGCCCAAGCAACCUGGGUGAUGAAUUGGAAGGAUAUAUUGGAAGGAGGGCAUAUAGCAGAUGGAGGACAAGAUUCGACGAUUGGCACUAGUUCGCGAGGACGAGUUGAUAACAUGUGUGUAGACAGUCCGAACAGUGGGGUUACGCCCCCUUCACAGGGAACUCGCCGAUCUUUCGUCCCUCGCCGUGGGUCCAUAUCCGGUUCGAGGCGCGGCUCUGUAUCUAUUUCACCAAUUCCAGUGCCACCACCACCUCAUCUGUCAACUACUACCGGAAGCUCAGCGGCCUCCAAUUCAUUUGGUGGCCUUGGAGCCCAUGAGGGUGCAUCUAAUUCAUUCAUAUCGAACAAUUCGCUCAUCGAGAGUCUUUCCACAAGCCAACUGCUUUCAACGUCCAGGCCAUCUCGAAAGUCGCCCCUUAGGCGACCAGCUGCAAAGGCCGCAGCUAGACCACCUUCAAGAUCCAAAUCAAGGAUAGGAGCAAGAACCGGUAACUUAGAAAGAACGGAGCAAGAAGCCCCGCGGUCAUUCAAACUCGAGCAACCUAGACCCCAGCCCCUCAUCGUUCCCGUUCCCGUUCCUUUGACCGCAUCUCCCAUUGGAUCAGCCGGGCCAAGUCUUGCUGGGAUGUCUCCGCGAGCUGGUCGACCACAGACUCCACCGUUAUUUUCAACCAAUCCUGCGUCCCCUCCUCCCCCAGCUGCCCCUCCAGCGCUUCCUUCGUCUACUACACCCCCCAUCAAAACCUCUACACCCCCAGCCAAGCCAUCCACUCCACCGAAAGAUGUAUUACGCCUUCCUCACCGGCCGUCUAUUCCACACGUGGCCACACCUCGUCCGCCAAUCCCCGAACCGUACCAACCGGUUGCACCAGGCAUUUCGAGCCCCAAAGAACAGCGUGUAGACGAAACGGUACCGCCAACAUUAGUCGUACCUACUCCCAAGCCAAGCACGAAUAUACUUCAAUCGCUGCUGCCUGCUGCAGCCGUUUUACGUCCUGUAGUCUCGAGCCCUACUCGACCUGCGCUAGCUGUACCGCCUAGCAUUCAAACAAGCAAUACGAGUACUCUGGCACCAGCUACACCAGUUACGCCCCCUGCUUCUCCACCAUUUAGGUGGGCGCGGCUCCAACCGGUCCAUGACGAUACCGACGGCGACGUAGACCGAUCUUCCACUAACGAGAAGAAGUUGAAGGCAGGAAAAGAAAAGACUAAGGAGAAGGGACACCCAGCCAAUGUGGUCAGCGAAACCCGCCUGCUCGCAAAUUCAAGAGAAGUAAUGGGGUCGAAUUCCAAGAAAAACUCCAUGAAGUUGGCAUUGGAGGUGGGAAUGUUAAUAGGGUGCAACGAAGAACCAAGCGCUGUUUCGGGAGUGGACAGCAUUUUGAGGUCUUAUACCGAACGGAGCCCUAGGGUUGAACGAGACAACCAAAAUCACCACUCUCUAGGAGACGGCUGUAGCUCCUCGGAAGAUCCCGUUGGACAGAAAGGUGGAGCCCAUGCUCCGUUAGACUCUACAGUAGACGAUGACGACGAAGAGGAGGAGCAAUUUCAUGAAACAUUCCUGGCUACGUUCUCAAGACCUGUUUGUUCUAAUGCACCUAGGACUCCUGCAACCGUGAAACUUGUAUCGUUGGAACUCACUUCCGAAGAAAACUGUGAAGGGGCUGUGGAACACAAGAAACCACGAGUCACCACGCCACGACCCAUUGCAAGGACAUCCCAUUCGUUACCCCUCAUCCCAAUGAUGCAGUCGUUACUUGCUGGGGUAGAAGGCGGCCAGCCUAUUUCCGGUAAUUAUUCUGAUGUGGCGGGAACAUUGCCCCAAUUAGAGAUACCCAGGCACGAAACGGCUGCCGGAGUUGGCGAUCGUCCCCAAUAUUUAUACAGCAGAGCCAAUUCUCCUACACCGAUCGUAGCCCCGGCUCUUCAAAGGCGGAAAACAACCCCAUCAGCAAUCUCUGAAGAUUUCUCAGAUGGGGCAUUCGAUCCCUUGCUUAGCGCAACAUACAGAGAAUUUCAGUUCUUGAUUAGUGUUCUUGAAAGGUGCCGUCGGACUGGCCAGGAGCGACCUCUGCGCUCACUAAUUGGAGCCGAGUUUACUCGGGAUGUAUUUGAACAAGCCAAAGCAACUUCUUUUAAGGACCAUGUGCAAAGGGCAGUCGCUGCGGGUGUAGUUUCUGUCGGGGAUGGUCCUGUCCAAGGAAGAGAGUGGAUUUCCCUAAAUGGCAAUUGGAAGGGCUUUGGGCUGGUGUUAGAUUGA
This is a messenger RNA of Rhizoctonia solani, 2835 nucleotides long. Its product is annotated as NYN domain protein. The record is from RefSeq and is a predicted model, not a curated record. Lineage: Eukaryota; Fungi; Basidiomycota; Agaricomycetes; Cantharellales; Ceratobasidiaceae. Gene Ontology annotation, cellular component: cytoplasm; peroxisome. Bases 1 to 2835 code for a protein of 944 amino acids. The transcript has 3 exons. Gene Ontology annotation, molecular function: RNA nuclease activity; mRNA base-pairing post-transcriptional repressor activity; CCR4-NOT complex binding. Gene Ontology annotation, biological process: post-transcriptional gene silencing.